AUGGAAUAUUGGGAAAGUUACAAACAUCUUUUGAAGGCACAUUAUAUCGGAGAUCAGUUUACCGAUAUUCCUAAUGCUUUGUCGGAGUUGAAUAGGAAAGUUCUUAGUACUUAUAAAGAUGAUGCAACUGUCAUCAAAUUCUCCUUACAAUUGAAUAAAAUCCUCAAAAAUAGACAGCAAAAUAAUGCUGCUGAAAAGGUCAUGUGGAUGACUUCGUCUUUUAAAGAUCACUUCUAUCCCCCAAUAUCAAUCGAUGAGGCUGCGCCAAUUUUUUGGAACUCCAAUCACAAAAGUUAUAUCGAAUUAAAAAAGGAGGAUAGCUUAUAUCUUGAGAAAUAUCCAUUAAAAACACCAUUAUGUGAUAGGAGCACAGAUAGUAUCACGACAGAGAGCGACCAUGCCAUCGAACAAUGUGAGGACAUUACAGAUUGUUCCACAGUAGCCACUUUGAUAGCUUUAGAUAAUAGUCAUUUCAAGAAUAUCCUCGCUGUAAGGUACCUCUCUUCUAAUAUUUACCAGUUGAAUUUUUGCUUUAAUGGAUCGGCUACCAGAUUAGUUACUGUCGACACUUCGUAUAUUCCUACUUCUAAUAAAAAGAGAGCUUUGCUUCUCUCUGGGGGAACCGAACAUAUAAUAGAAAAAAGUCACUCGCAACUAUCCAUGAAGAGCCCCAAUAUAAUAUAUAAGGUAGUCGAAUUAGCGUACUUAACUACUUUUUUUGGUUCAUAUGUUACAACAGGAUCCAAUUUCGCCAUAGACACCUUCAGGAUCACCGGAUUUCUGCCCGAGAUUAUGUCGACAGAACCAUCAAAUUUUCUCAAAUGUAUAAAAUAUUCUAGAACAGGGUUAGCUUUAACUGCCUUAGGUACCGAUAUAUUAGUUGACGCCCCAUUUGAGAUGAAUUCAAGCUCCUCUGCUAUGAAUGUUGAUAAAAACGACGUUAACUCACGAUUUGUACCAAAUCAUGAUUAUCCUAUAAUGAAUAUAGAUGAAUCCGGCGGAACACUUACAGUACGCGAUCCCUUAGAUGCAUCCAACACAUACGCAGUCAACUCGACGGAAUUUACGAAUUCUUUCAAACAACUAUACGUCUCAUGGAACCACUCAAAACUUUUUAAAUUCGAAAAAAAAUUGAACUGCUAUUAUAACACUGAAAAGUUCAAUAAGUUUGAUUUGAUAUGGAGCAAACCGAUUUUUAACCUUACAAACUGUUCUAGUUCUGCGACCUCAGAAUUGGAAAAUGUUUGGAUCCUCUUAGAAAGUCACCUAUCAGAAUCAUCUGAAAAACGAUAUGCGUUUCUUGAAGAAAUUUCUAGUGUGGAUUUUAACUUAGAAUUAUCCUCCAAUAGUAUACGAUCAAGAGCGUCACAAGGUGCAUCGGAUAUUGGGUUACAAUUACUUAAAGUUCAGUUAAACUCGAAUGAAAUGAAAAGGUUUUAUUGUCAUUCUACAGAUUCUAACGCUUUUACUAUUCAUAUUUAUUCGAAUUCGGAAAGUAUCCAAAUAAAGAAGGAAAUUGGUUGUAGUAUCCUGGAGACGAAUCCACCCAAUCUGAUUAAUAAGUUUGAAUUUGAUCUUUCAAAUAGUGUAGAUAGCAUUCGAGAUAUGAUGGGUAACAAGUUCUCUAGAGCUGCUAAGUUUGAAAUAUCAAUAAAUCCUGAAUUUGAAGGAGGAGAAAAAGAGUAUUUGGUUAAUAUUGGCGUGAUAACGGAAAAAAUCCAGAAUAGAAAUAUCUAUCCAAUAUUUCAAGUAUAUCAUUUAUAUGAUAAGGCAUUCCGCAACCCAGUAAAUACCUUUACAAAUCCUAACAUUUUUCCUUCAAAAUGUUUUAAAUCGAAUUUCCAGCUGCAGUCUAAUGAAAAGUACCUACUGGCCGUUUCGACUACCAAUUCAGAUGCUGACUUCGAAAAGUUAUUAAUAUUACUGCAGUCUCAAAUAUUAUCGACAGAACAAGCACCUGCUUUCCAAUUAAAACGAGUAUAUCCUGACUAUGGUAACUUACCUUAUCAAAUGCAAUCAGAGCUAAUGGAAACAAAUAGUUAUUUAGAGAUUUUAAAUACAUCAGAGCUUACAAAUGAAUGUUUUCUCCGAGUUAUCAUUAACCAUGGACAAGAUGGUGCUAAAGUUUAUAAUCGUUCAAGUUUCAUUAUUGAUAUUAUAGAACAAGAAACGGAUGCAAUUUUAUACUCUGUUCCAUAUGUAGACGGAGUUGAUGCCAUUGCUAAGGAUCAUGCGGGUAUCUUCGAUGGUGGUAUUGUUUUCGAGAAUGUCCAAAUACCAGGGAAUUCAUUUAUAACGGUUCGUUUAAGAAAUGCGAAAACUGUAAAUGGGCGUACCUAUGUCACAGUUUUAAUUGGAAGCAGAAGAAAGGUAAGAGUAAGUGUCAAGUAA
Naumovozyma dairenensis CBS 421 is the source of this 2391-nucleotide messenger RNA. It is a transcript of the gene RIM13, whose product is annotated as Rim13p. The transcript has a single exon. Bases 1 to 2391 code for a protein of 796 amino acids. Lineage: Eukaryota; Fungi; Ascomycota; Saccharomycetes; Saccharomycetales; Saccharomycetaceae. The record is from RefSeq and is a predicted model, not a curated record.